CUAAGAACAAGCGUAAUGAAGAAAAAAAAAACUAUUAAACAAAGACUGAUUCAACAAAUCACAAGACUUUGGUAACAUUGACGUAUAUCUGUAUCUGUAUCUAUAUCUAUAUAUCUAUACUUCCAAACUGAAUCAUCAAGAAUUAGGCUUCCUCCUUACAACCCACCAUGGAUAUGGCUGUGUGGAACUCUUGGAAUUCUCAAUUCCCAUCAAGUAUUAUUCUGCUUUGUUUUCUCUUCUUCACCCUUUAUUACUUCCCUCUUCAUGCAACUGCACUGAACUUCAGCCUCAUCAAUAUUGAUCAAACGCUUCAAAAUCGUGAGAUACUAAUCGAUUCAUCUGCUUAUAUCACCUCCGAAGGCAUCCAAGUCACCCCAAACGACCUAGGCACGGACCGAUCGCAAAGAGCCGGUCGAGCCACAUAUAAAGAUCCUCUUCACCUUUGGGACAAAGCUUCUGGAAACUUGACAGACUUCAACACCUAUUUCUCGUUUGUCAUUGAUUCACAGCGAAGCGAUAAUUAUGGAGAUGGGCUCGCAUUCUUCCUUGUUCCUAAUGGUUCCACUCCCGAUAUCACAAAAGGUGGUGCCAUGGGGCUUCCAAUCAACCCCCAGACAAUCAAAUGGACCACUCCCUUUGUCGCUGUGGAGUUCGAUACCUAUCCGAAUAAGGGUUGGGACCCUGACUACACUUUUCCGGCAACUCAUGUAGGUAUCAAUAUCAACUCUCUCAACUCUAGCGCCACUGCACAAUGGUACAACAACAUAACAUAUGGGAUAAAAAAUGAAGCUUGGAUUAAUUACAAUUCUAGUUCGACAAUUUUGAGUGUUAUUUUCACUGGUUCUAAAAACAAUCAGAGAAUCGAAAGUAGCCUUAGUUACUUGGUUGAUCUGAGAGAGCAUUUACCAGAAUGGGUUACAAUCGGUUUCUCAGCUUCAACAGGAUCAAGUUUUGAGAAAAAUAAUGUGAAAUCGUGGACGUUCAAUUCGACUUUGCAAAUCGAUGUGCUAACAGAUCCAGAUCCCAGUCCAACUCCAGCCCCAAACACAGUCACCCCUGCCGUUGGAAAGAAGAUUGGUGCAAAAACCAAAAAGGCAUUGGUAGUGGGAUGGAUUGUCGGCUCUUUGGUUUUGGUUGGUGGGUUGGCUUUGGUUGGCUUUGUCAUGUGGAAGAAAAGUAGAGCAAAAGAAGAAGACGAGUUUGCUAUUGAACUAUCCAUGAACAGCGAAUUCGAGGCAGGUACCGGGCCAAAGAAGUUUUCAUAUGGUGAAUUGUUUCAUGCAACAAACCACUUCGCAGAGGAACAGAAGCUUGGAGAGGGAGGAUUUGGUGGGGUUUAUAGGGGUUUCUUAAAGGAAUCCAACUCCUAUGUUGCUGUGAAGAGGAUAUCAAAGGGAUCAAAACAGGGAAUAAAGGAGUACGCAUCGGAAGUGAAGAUCAUUAGUCGUUUGAGGCAUAGAAAUUUGGUGCAACUAGUUGGUUGGUGUCAUGACAGAAGAGAACUCCUACUUGUGUAUGAGUUCAUGGAAAAUGGAAGCUUAGAUUACCAUCUAUUCAAAGAAAAAAGCUUGUUGACAUGGGCAAGAAGGUACAAAAUUGCUCAAGGCUUAGCCUCAGCAUUAUUCUAUCUACAUGAAGAAUGGGAACAGUGUGUGGUGCACAGGGAUGUAAAAUCAAGCAAUGUCAUGUUGGAUUCAAAUUUCAAUGCCAAACUUGGUGAUUUUGGGUUAGCCAGGUUUGUCGACCAUGGUAAAGGGUCACAAACAACCGUUUUGGCAGGGACCAUGGGCUAUAUGGCACCUGAAUACUUAGUUACUGGGAAAGCCAAUAAGGGAUCCGAUGUCUUUAGCUUUGGAGUUGUGGCAUUGGAGAUAGCUUGUGGAAGAAAACCAAUUGACUUUAAGGUCCCAGAAAGUCAGAUGAGAAUGGUGGAGUGGGUUUGGGACCUCUAUGGUGCCAGUAGGCUUCUUGAAGCGGCAGUGGAUCUGAAGAUAUGCCCAGAUUUUGUUCAAAAAGAAAUGGAAUGCUUGAUGAUUGUUGGGCUGUGGUGUGCUCACCCUGAUCACAAUCUCCGGCCUUCAAUUCAGCAAGCAAUUCAUGUGCUUAAUUUUGAAGUUCCAUUGCCCAUUCUUCCAGCAAAAAUGCCGGUGCCAACAUACUUAGCUCCACCAAUGAAUGCUUCAUCAUUGGUCUCUUUAACCUAUGGCCGUACUACUAUUUCUGAUAGCAGCCAGGUUCAUUCUUCAAGCUAUAGCUACAACACAGAUUCCUCAAAGUUUACCUCAUCCUCUGCAGCUUCUUCUCCAUCUGCAUCACUUUUGUAUACAUGAAUAAGUUGAUUAGUAAAGUGAUCAAAUUUUGAGAACACAUAAGUUUUGAUUCAACAAGUUUCUUGUACAAUAUUUUAAUGUAUUUAGUAGUUAUUAAUUCCACCAGCUAAUUUUUAUAUGUAAUAUGUAGUAUACCCAUAUGUUUCAGUGUUUGUUUUGGAUUCAUCACUAUAAACAUUACCCACCAUAUAUAUCUAUUUGUUCAUGAUUAUCAAUUAUUAAAAAGUUAGAAAGUAAU
Camellia sinensis is the source of this 2568-nucleotide messenger RNA. NCBI's taxonomy places the organism in Eukaryota, Viridiplantae, Streptophyta, Magnoliopsida, Ericales, Theaceae. The record is from RefSeq and is a predicted model, not a curated record.